GAAACGAUUAGCGCUUAACUGCCAAAACGGUGUCGUAUACUGAUACACUACACCUGAGCUGCCGCUUGUCGUCAUCGGCGGCAUUGCGGUGCUGAAGGCCACAUAUAGUUUCGAAUUUUUGAAUUCCAGUGGGAUUGAGACUGCAUUUGGCCGAAAUCGGGAUUGAGAAUGGCGGAGUAUCCGCAGGAAUUGGUCGUUUAAGCUGAAAUGUCUUCGUUGUGGGAAGCUCUAUUUCUUCCUGCCAAGCGCCUCCGUAUAUACGGAAAUAUUUUAUGUAAUUAUCUGAAGAGCAUCAAUGGCAGGAAAUUAGACCUAUCACUGGUUCAAGUUGAGUCAGAAACUAAGUCACUACAGAAUCUUAAAGAAGUUGAGAGAAUAAUAGGAUAUAGAUUUAACAACCGUAGCUUACUAUACGAAGCGUUUACCCAUCCAUCCUACCAGCAGGGUUGCAUUUCAUAUGAACGGCUCGAGUAUAUUGGUGACUCGGUGCUUAAUUUUUUGAUAACUAAGGAACAGUUUUCCAAGUACCCGGAUCUUGCACCGGGAUCGUUGUCCCCACUUCGAGCUGCCAAUGUUGAUACGGAGAAGCUUGCACGGGUGGCUGUCAAGCAUAACUUUCACAGAUACAUCCGUUUUGGCGCUAAAAUCUACACCAAGAGGAUUCAGACAUUUAUCAAUGCUCUUCCUAAAUAUCCUUUGCAUUCACAUGGUUUGAUUCAUACCCCAAAAGUGCUUGCUGAUGUUGUUGAAUCAACUAUUGGAGCUGUUUAUGUUGACAGCAAUUAUUCAAUUGAUACGACAUGGGAGGUAGCCAGCGAUCUAAUACAACCCAUAAUAACCCCGAGAAUGCUUGAAAAACACCCCGUGAAGAAGCUCUAUGAGAUCUGCCAACAACACAAGCUUGAAGUGAAACUAGUGGAUCAAUGGUCGAGAGAUGGAACUUACAAAGUUUAUGUCGACGGUAAACUUAGAGGGACAGGUACGUCCCACGCAAAGAAGGAAGUAGCACUGAGCAGAGCAGCAAAUGCUGCUUAUAACGAAGUUUUACUCAAUCUGAGCCCAAAAACUUAAAAAUGAAGGCUGCUAAUGUUUUUCAACAAUGCGUAUCAGUUUUUGUAUUAAGCUAUGGAUUCCAUUCUUGGAUUUCACGGCCCAAGGGGACAGCUUCCUCGAGUUGUUUCUGAGACACUUCACGAUUAAUUGGCGCACCAGACUUGCUCUCACCUGUCCCAUGUCUUGCUUAGCCCUCGACAACAGGUUUUAUGUGACCCUGUCCCAGAGGAGGUUUUAUUGAAUCCAUCGUCACUUGUCGGAACAAAGAACAUUUGCCAUGGCCCAUGGAGGGCUGUUUGUAGCUAGUUCAAGUCGAUGAAUAAUGCUCAGUUUUCCAAUAGCAUUCGAUGGGGUAUAUAACUCAUCUAUCUUGGAGUUAUAUGAACAAAAAAAUGUGUUGUUAUCAUUAUUUACUUUUUCUACCAAAAAUAAAUUAAAAUGUUUAAGGCCUUGUAAAAGCAAACGUUGAAAACAUAACGAUUUUGCCCAAUGCAAUUCUAAA
Salvia hispanica is the source of this 1555-nucleotide messenger RNA. RefSeq names its product ribonuclease 3-like protein 3. NCBI's taxonomy places the organism in Eukaryota, Viridiplantae, Streptophyta, Magnoliopsida, Lamiales, Lamiaceae. Gene Ontology annotation, molecular function: ribonuclease III activity; RNA binding. Gene Ontology annotation, biological process: siRNA processing. Gene Ontology annotation, cellular component: cytoplasm; nucleus. The record is from RefSeq and is a predicted model, not a curated record.